CGACUGUCAAUCAAUUCAGGAAUGGCAGACGCAAGUGUUGAUGAGGUGCUUGCUUUAAAGAACCAGUUUUAUUUGGGUUCAUUCCAGACUGUCAUCAAUGAGGCCACAAAUCCUGCCACUACUCCCCGCACGGAGACGGGAAAGCUUGACCGUAGAGUGUUGCUGCAUAGAGCAUAUAUCUGUCAUGGCCGUUUCAAUUUAGUGCUUUCAGAAUUGUCUGCACAGGAAACAUCCAUGGAACUGCGUGCAGUUCGUAUCUUGGCAAGAUAUUUAGCAAGCAUGACGGAUCAACUCCAGCAGCAGGAAGCUGUUGCCGAUGCAGUCGCUUUGGCUGAAAUGAUUCCAUUUGAUGUCUCUCCUGUGGUAUAUGUGCUUCUUGGUACUGUAUUUUACCACGAAGGUCAAACUGAAGAGGCUUUAAAGCUGCUAGUUCGUGCACCAAAACACCUUGAAUGCAUUGCGUUGGCGGUACAGGUUUACCUUAAGAUGGACAGACCAGAUCUCGCAAAAAAGGAGCUGGAUUUAUUUAAAUCUUGGGCAGAUGAUGCCACUCUUGCUCAACUGAUUGAAUCUUGGGUUAAUAUUGCCGUGGGCGGGCCCGAGAAAUAUCAAGAAGCAUACUAUAUCUUUGAGGAGAUGGCCAAUACUGGAACCAGUACGUGCAGACUACUGACUUCUAAAGCAGUAGCCAUGAUCCAGGCACGAAAGUUUGAAGAGGCAGACGCAAUCUUGCUCGAGGCACUCAACAAGAACCCAAAUGACCCUGAUACUCUUGCCAACAUGGUCAUUAUUGCCACAGCCUUGCAAAAGCCAACUUCCGUCUUGAAUCAGUUUAUGAGUCAACUCAAGGAUGUAGCCCCUCACCAUCCGCUGGUGCAAGAGCAGUUACUCAAAGAGUCGCUGUUUGACAGAUCUGCCAUGCGAUUUUCUCAAACUGCAUAGGUUGAUUUUGGCUAGGAUUUUUGAUAAAAUGAACAAGGCGGUAGCUGAAAUCAAUCGAGAUUCAUCUUUUC
Batrachochytrium dendrobatidis JAM81 is the source of this 1013-nucleotide messenger RNA. RefSeq lists its product as uncharacterized. Gene Ontology annotation, cellular component: COPI vesicle coat. Gene Ontology annotation, molecular function: protein binding; structural molecule activity. Gene Ontology annotation, biological process: intra-Golgi vesicle-mediated transport; endoplasmic reticulum to Golgi vesicle-mediated transport; retrograde vesicle-mediated transport, Golgi to endoplasmic reticulum. The coding region runs from base 22 to 942 and encodes 306 amino acids. NCBI's taxonomy places the organism in Eukaryota, Fungi, Chytridiomycota, Chytridiomycetes, Rhizophydiales. The record is from RefSeq and is a predicted model, not a curated record. The transcript is spliced from 6 exons.